Molecule: messenger RNA, 1722 nt
Organism: Sordaria macrospora k-hell
Lineage: Eukaryota; Fungi; Ascomycota; Sordariomycetes; Sordariales; Sordariaceae
Source: RefSeq, a predicted model, not a curated record
AUGACGGCCCUAACCUCCGCUCCUGUUGAGAUCAUCCUUUAUAUCCUUCAAUCAUGCGACUCCUUCACUGAGCUCCGGCACAUCGCCCCCAAGGUCAUGCCAGCCUUUGACUGGGCUUUACUGGCGGUCCGCGCCACCGCUCUAGUCCACGAUACCCACCACCAAGGACGUCUUGCCCCCCAAACCAAGCCCGAGGACUUGACUGGCGAGUCACAGAAGCCAUCGCUUCAAGAGCUCGAUUCCGUCUUCGGGCUGCAUCAUUUCGUCCGGUGCGUUGAGCUACGGUACUGUCACAACCACCUCACGAUCAACAAGGCCUUUGCCACAGAGCAAGCGCAAAACCUCUGGCCUGAGGACAGGAAACCGCCACCGCCCAUCAACGACAACGCGCCAGAGGAUCCGGGAGAGGGCAUGCGUGUCUGGAGGGAGCGGUUUCAUAUUGCUGCUUAUAUGUCCCUUCUUAUGGGCGCGGUGUUUGCGAGGGCGUAUAACGCGCCGUUUUACCCGAAGGAGGAGGAUCUGGAUAAUACGCCGUUGUCAUCGCUGUCUUCGUCUUCGGGCAAUGGUGGAUCUUUGGAAGCAGAAGCGCGGAGGAAGGAACUCGGGGAUCUCAUGCGCCAGGCCUCCUCGGACCGCUCGAGCGAGCGGUAUUUCCGGCUUACCGUCAAAGAGGACAUGCGUGAGUAUCUGCGCCAGUUCCCCGUUUAUGAUCUCAAUGAUGAGCUGGGCGGCCAGGAGAAGGUCUUCGGUCCGUUCAUCGAGUGGUUCAUUCGUGUUACCAUAUCGCAGUACAACAGCAACAAAACCAUACCGAAGCCGGCAACACGGGAUCCCUCUCGUCCAGCAAUCCGGGUGGAAAUAGACCGCCUUUAUGCCGAUAGAAAUUGUGGCCGCUGCCCGGACCUUCCGGGUAGCGCUUGGAUGGAAUGCCAUCGUGAUGGCACACUGCUAUCGGAGUUGUUCGACCCAGGCAAGUUUGCUGGAUCACCGGCCGAAGCCGAGGCCGUUGUCUGGUCGGCUAUGCAGGCGGUCCACAUGUUUGAGUUUAUCAUCACCUAUGUCACGAACCUUGAUAGGAGCUAUCGCUUUGGGAGGAGUUCGAAGGUUGUUCUGUUUGGCGUUUUCCAAACCGAGGAAAUACUGAUGCAGGUCGACGUCAAAAGCUCGACUGAGCAGCAACUCGUUGCAUAUUUUCCGCCAGCAUGUGCAUGUGCAUCUGCCUCGUCUCCCUCUCCGUCUCCGCAUUCCCACGGUUGUGAAGGAUAUCUCUGCGACAACCUGAACUGUCUAGACAUACCCCUGGUCUUCGACGACCUAUACAACCGCCCAGGCAUCGCAAACCACAAGAUUGGCGAAAACGACAUUGGCUAUAACCGGCCACCUCCCCCUCUUCAGCUUUUCAUGUUCCUACUUGAGCACCACUUCCACCUCGAAUUUGACUGGGGCCUGUUUACCACUUUUAGGGAUGGUCCUCAGGACUACUGGCCGUUCAAGAAGAGGGCUACCAUCUUUGCCCACGGACCCGAGCUCGUGCCGGAAAGAAACGUGCUAGACUAUACCAACGGUAUGGAGUUUCUGGUGCCCUUGUAUCCACGACCCCUCUCUUUUUGCAACCUUGGCGAUUGGUACUUUGACGACGACCUCCAUUAUCACGGUAACCCUCGCACGUGGGAGCCUGACUAUAACGCUUUUGAGGAGGGGAUCCGACUUGGUGGAUGGUAG